AUGGAGCCUUUGUUGGGUUUGGCGCUACCGCCUGUUUCUGUUUCGUCGCAGCAGCAGCAGCAACAGCAGCAGCUAGCAGCAGCAACAGCAGCAGCAGCAGCAGCAGCAGAGUUGCCGCAGCAGCUGCUGCUGUCUGCUGCUCCGCUGCUGCCUGCUGCCCCUCUCCCUACAUCUAUCCCCCCCUAUUUGCUGCGGCCUCCUAUGCCUGCUGCUCAGGUGUAUCUACAGCGUUGUUUCUAUCAGCAGCAGCAGCAGCAGCAGCAGCAGCAGCAGCAGCAGCAGCUAACAACUGCAGCAGCAGCAGCAGCAAACAGCAGACUUCCAGCAGCAUGGGAUACUUCUAUUGAAUUCAUUGAUUGGGCAUCAGACACAGAAGAACCACCAGAAGAAUAA
Molecule: messenger RNA, 393 nt
Organism: Eimeria mitis
Lineage: Eukaryota; Apicomplexa; Conoidasida; Eucoccidiorida; Eimeriidae
Exons: 1
Coding region: 1-393 (130 amino acids)
Source: RefSeq, a predicted model, not a curated record